AUGGAGCGGUUACUUACACGUUCAACGUCAUACCGCCCUACUAUCCAAUCUUUCUCUCGUUAUUUAUCAUCAUUUAAACCCCGUUCACGUGUUCUAAUAAAAACACGAACUGAAAAUAAAAACACUCAACAAACAUCAAAUACAAAUGAUUCUGAUUGGUUAGAACAGGAUGCAAAGUUUGUACUACCGGGAAAAAUUAGACCAGCAGGAGGGAUACAGUCAGCACCGGUAUGUAAUCCAAAUAAAUAUGGUAAUGAUGGUAAAAUAUUGUUAGAUGAAUUGAUAACAAUGACCGUACCAUAUGAUCAUCAAACAGAUACAUUAAGACAAAUAAUGGCCACAUGUUUAACUCUCGCUUCACCGACAAAAUCAACAGCAUCUGAUACACCAUUACCAAAAUUACUAUUACAUGAUAAUAAUCAGUUAGAAGUAAAAGCAUUUGAAUGUCCAAUAAUACUUCGAUUACAAUUAAAACAAUUAUUUUUAAAUUAUAAUGUCAUUCAACAACCACUAACAGUCAUAACACUAUGUAUGAAAACAAAGAAUGAUAUGUCUCAAUGGUCAAAUGAAACUGAAAUAGAGCGAAAUGAAAUGACUGAUAAAUUUAUUAAGUUAGCAAGUGAAAUAUGUUCAUAUUUGAGUCAAAAACAAUAUUGGGUUGAUUUUAUUGAUCCAACAUCAGGCACACCGUUUUAUGGUCCUCAUACUCAAGAUACAUUACUAGAAACGGAUGAACGUUUACAAUAUUUCGGUUUGAAUAUAGUGGAUUUAGGAUGUUGUCGUGUAAUUGAACAUGUUCAAUAUGGUACACACAUAUUUGUUGGCUGUUUAUUUACAUCAGCAUUAAAAACCGAUGAAAAUGUUGUACAUUUAUUAAAAGAUUUUAUUAUCGAAAAAAAUCCGAUAAAAAAUAAUGUUAAAGAGGAAGUUGCACCUCUGAUAGCAAUGAAAUCCAAUGAUGAUGUUAACAAAGAUGAGCAAACAUUAUUAUCAGCAUCAUCCACAACAAAAGCAGCAGAAUCAGUUGAAGAUAAAAAAAGAAUUGGAAUUUGA
Molecule: messenger RNA, 1053 nt
Organism: Didymodactylos carnosus
Lineage: Eukaryota; Metazoa; Rotifera; Eurotatoria; Philodinida; Philodinidae
Source: the annotation of a GenBank genome assembly